AUGGAUCGGGCGCAGUAUGAAAUAAUACAAGAUGAGGAGGUGCCGUACAAUGCGGAAGAUAUUGAACGUCUCCCACUGGUACCCCUUCAGCUGGAUUCGACGCAUAACUUGGAUCUCUUCUUUUCCCAAAUCUAUGAGUAUCACCAACUUGGUGGGUUUGCUGUGAUAACAACCAACUACAUACUCUCUGCGUUGAAGUUCGUGUUCCUCUUUUUUUGCUGUAUGGAGCUGGCGGCAUGUAUGAAGUGGGGCAAGGUGUUGGAUCCCAGAACAUCUAUCAACACUUGGGAUGACAUUGCAGUUCCACCUGCAGUGUGUUGGGCUUCGUUGCCGCCAUUUGCCGCGCUCUGUCUCUUUCUUGCUAUCCUCGUUUUCAUCUAUCAUUUGAUCCACUCGGUUAUAGCCUUGGCCCAGAUGUGGGGUGUCCGACGCUUCUGCACCAUAGCUCUGGACAUGCCUACGAGUGACUCCAAGCUGAAUGACUUAACCUGGAGCGAGGUUUUGCGACGCCUCCUUUCUGUACAAUCCCAAAUGCCCGUUUGUCAUACCAAGGUCUUGGACGAACUCGAUGUUUACAAUCGCAUUCUCCGCCAGACCAACUACCUCAUUGGUAUGGUCAACCGUGAAGUUAUUCCCUUUCGAUUUCAUCUGCCUCUGACCUCCAACCCUUAUAUCUACCUACCACACUACUAUCUUCUCAAUCUCAAAUUUCUUCUCUUUUGGGGACCAAAGUCUCCUUUCGCUUCCUACUCACAGUUGCGUCCUGAGUACAAGUUCCUUACACGGCGGCUCGAACUUGCUGCUGAAAUGGCCAAACACUCCCGCAUAAUUGGUCUCAUUGGCCUCCUUCUAAGCCCCCUUGUCUUUCUUAUACAGAUCCUCCUAUUCCUCUUUUCCAACGCCCAGAGAUUGCGUUACCAACCAGCACAGCUUUUCUAUAGAAGCUGGUCCAAUUAUGCUCGUUUAUAUCUGCGCCAUUUCAACGAGCUUCCGCACGAAUUUGACACGCGCUUAAACCAAGCCUACAAACCAGCAACAGACUAUCUGGAUUGUUUCCAGUCUCGCUUCUUGAGCGUUGUGGCAUCACAUUUGGCCUUCACGCUUGGUGGUCUCUCGAUUCUCCUUUUCGUGAUCAGUCUUUGUAGGGAGGGUUUAAUUCAUCUCACUGGUUAUUUGGCUGCAAUGGCAGUUGGUGGUCUGAUCGCUAACAUAUGCGUCAAUUUCAGCCCUACGGAGGACGCUGUCCACUUUCCUCGAGCCUCCCUUCUCGCCACUCUGGCAAAGAUCCACUACAUGCCUGAUAGUUGGAAGGAUAACCCCCACGCUCACAAAGUACGCUCAGAAUUCUCGCAACUCUUUCAAUUCAGAGCGGUCGGUGCAAUUGAAGAAAUCCUCUCUCCCAUCCUAGUACCCCUAAUCAUGAUCUUCUAUAUGCCCCGUAGAGGUUUGGACAUUGUGGACUUUAUGAGAAAUUUCACUACAGAAUUGGAUGGAGUUGGUGAUGUUUGUAGUUUCGCGCAACUAGACAUACCACGGCAUGGUGAUCCUGAGUGGUGUCCCAAUGUUAGCACAGUCCCUUCCUCGCCUUCUUCGGGAGAUAGGGACUCCGACGAUAGCAUUGGUAUCCGAAAUCUACCUGCAGCUGGUGGGAAAACUGAAUUAAGUUUGAUGCAUUUUCAUCACACUAAUCCAACCUGGUGCCUUCCACCUAAUAGUAAGGCCUUUCUCAGUGCCGUCAGGAAACAGGUCUUCAAUGAUUUGCAGCAACACCAACGAGUGCAAGCUGAUUUCAUCCGGGGUAUGGCUGUGUCCACCUCUCCCCUUUUUGCAUCACUUUACGCUGAGCAAGACCUCAAAACGACUGCCCCAUUGUCAACACAACAAAAGCCCGAUCAAGUCUAUUCCUCCGAUUUUUCAGUUCAUGCUAAAAAUGUAUCGCACGUGCCAACUGCCAUGGAACAGCCCUCCUUUGGCGUGACAGGUGCUCUAGUGGAGUCAGUGGUCAAGGGUCACGUACAGACACCAAACACUGAAAAUGGAACACCAGCUGAAGUUGCAUCUCCCACCUUCCCGCAUCAGACUGAAAGACAGGGUGUAUCUAGGCCCGCCUCACUGUUAGUUGCUCCUAUUUCAAUACCAUUUCUUGGAAUGGCAGCCUCGAGUCUAUACUACAAUCAGCAGGCUCUUUAUCAACCUUACAUGUCGCAAAUGGAAGAAAAAAAUACGAUGAACGUCAGCCAUAUGAGCCCCAGUGUCGGUGGUAGUAUGUCUUAUGGAGAAUUCACUGCAGACAUGGACAUCAGUUCAUUGUAUAUUCACGAUCUUCAUCAAAGACGGCGAAACGCACAUCGGCUGUCCCAAACGCCUUCUACUUUACUCCCGUGUGUGGCCUCUAAUCUGCGUCAACGCUCUUUUACGAGUGAUGGUUUACAGGAGGAGCUGCGCUACCAGCAGCCGGCUCAUCGUUACCUGGGCGCAACUGGACGGGGCCGAGGGCUAGCGCAUGGAGUCUCAGUGCCGGCGAGUCUACGCUCGGUCCGCCAAUUCGAAGGCGUGGUAGAGGAAGAGGCUGAUGGCGAAGUCGAUGAGGAAAGCAAUCUCACCACUUCGACUUCGCAGCAGCAGCAACAACAACAACAAACAACCUCGGCUUCCUCCUCCACAGUUAUCACCGCCGUUUCGCCUCAUAUUCUCGGUGACGAUGUGCAGAAGUGGCCGGACCUCCCACCACCCACCUGCUAG
Hydatigera taeniaeformis is the source of this 2742-nucleotide messenger RNA. The record is from the annotation of a GenBank genome assembly. NCBI's taxonomy places the organism in Eukaryota, Metazoa, Platyhelminthes, Cestoda, Cyclophyllidea, Taeniidae.